AUGUUAUGUGGAAACGGCGUCGUUACUGCGGCAGCAAUACUUCAGGAUCAUUUACCCCUUCAAGAUCAUACAGUACCGCUUCUGGUUCCGGACACCAAACACAGCAGCAACCUUGGUUUCUUUGAGCCACAAAAUCUACCGCUGUUCCAGGAUCAUCCUGUCACUGAUGUUGCUAGUGAUAGCGAUAUCCAUAGCCGGCUCCAUAUUAGUGGUAAAUGUUUUUUUGUGUUGGAAUGA
Gongylonema pulchrum is the source of this 237-nucleotide messenger RNA. The record is from the annotation of a GenBank genome assembly. Lineage: Eukaryota; Metazoa; Nematoda; Chromadorea; Rhabditida; Gongylonematidae.